AAAAAACUCUUUUCUUCAGAAAGCAUCAGCGCAUGAUCAGACAAUGCCCACUAAACUGCCGUAAACACAGCUUCUAAAUCUGCUUGUGGACGGAUAGCUGGAGGAGCGAUCGUGGUUAUGUUUUGUUUAUGACUGGAGGGAGGCGCACAACUGAUAAUGGCAGCAAAAGCUCUCUACUCAGACAGUGUUUAUGCCUACGCCUUAUCGAAGACUCUCAGAAAAGUCCACUCACCUCUGACUGUGGGAUUGUAUUCGUCCUGUCACAGUAGGAUCAGGAUGGUCCUGAGCUGCAUUGAGAGUCAUAUGAACAAUGAGGCAAAGAGAAAAGUGCACAGACGCAACGGGCCGGCAGGAAGAGCAAAGGGUCAUCUAGAGCGAGCCUGCGCUGGAAACCUGUUUUCACUAAUCAUCCGUCUCCUCUUCUUUCGACCUGUGUGGACAGAAGACAACCAGAGCAGAGAAGACGUCCGCUACGUGUUUGUGAGGUUCAGCGCUUGGCACUUUGCGGGCAGCGACAUGCUCUGGGCUGGCCUGGUGAUACAGGUGUGCAAGGCUCUUCAGGACACCUUCGGAAAGCUGCAGCUCAGCCUCUUCCGCGUGGCUCAACAUGACCCGGAAGAGGAUGCUAAGAGAAAGACGAUAGAAGACGGGAUCCGGGACUGGAGGCCUAAAAGAGUUUGCUGCAUUCCUCUUUGGUCCUUUGUGCUGAUGGUUUUCGUCGGUUCAGUUUUCAUUCUGGUCCCCCUUAUUAUUCUUGGGUUUCCCCAAAAACAGGAUGAGGGGGCAGAGGAAGGUGCUAAGGAGAGCGAUGGCUACGGCGUGCUCGAGGGUCUCGCUAUCGCAGCCCUGGGGGUCCCAGUGGCGACUGCUGCGAGGUUCACCUUCAUGCUGGGCAAGAACCUGAUCUUCAACCAGGACAUCAACAUCAGGAGAGGCCUGGACAACAAGAAGGUCAGCGAACAGCUUGGUUUAAUGCACGAGGUUCGAAAAGAAGUGAGGCUGCUGUCGUGCUUUAUUCACUUCAUGGAGGUGUUUGAGAGGCGCAAGAUAAACGUGGUACUAGAGAUCACCAAUUUGGACCGCUGCAUGCCAGAGAAAAUCGUUGGUGUUUUGGAUGCAAUCAACAUUCUUCUGUCUGAUGAGGAAAGUCCUUUCAUUUCCCUAGUUGCGGUGGACCCAGAAGUGCUUACCCAAAAAGUAGACCAGGUGAAAGGCUGCAUCAGUGCAAGGGACAGAGCUUAUGCCCUGUUGGCGCACAUAAUUACACUACCCUUCACCAUUCCACCUCUGUGUUCUGUAUCAAAGUGCAACGUCUUCCAAAAAAUUGUACGAGGUCAGUCUGAAAUUCUCGUUAGUUCCAAGGGACAUGAGGUUAAUUAUUUAUGUGAUUCUAAGACAAACAUAGAAAAUGACACUUUGACAAACAGUAGCCUGAGUACAGAAGGUCAAGCCACUCCCCUGAUCACAAAACAAAGCAAGCCUGAAACUUAUGUAAACAAAACUUACAUAUUAAAUGAGGAUGAAGUAGAAAAGUUAAUCCAAUCUGCACUGAACUGCAUAUCCUUGAAUAACCCGAGUAAGCUUCCCAGCUACAUCUCAGAAAAUACUGUGUCCAUGAGAAGGGUGAUCAGCUCCAUCAGGGUGGCCAUUGUAGUCAUGGAGGCUUUUAAGAUUGAGCUUCCUCCACCUGAAAGAGUCGCCGCCUGGGUUGUGCUGGCGGACCGCUGGCCCUGUCGAUUAAGCUGGAUACUUCAGUGUGUGGAAGAUGAGCAACAGACUCUGGAGGUUCAUGAUAGUCAUUCUGAAAUACCACUUGGUCUUGAUCCCAGCAGGACUCUUUGGGACGUGUACAAUGUUCACAGGGUGGAGCUCCAUGUAAUUGCAGAUGAGGUGGAGAUGUUCCUAGAAAGAGAUGACGAUCCUGAGAUGUUUGAGCAAUUCCUCAAAAAGGACUUCAAAUUCACAGUUGGGGAGAUGGUUCAGCUGAAAUCACAUACAGUUAAUCUUGACUAUUCCAUUCAGAAUGAGUUGGCCAGGAUCAGAGGAAGAAACAGACUGAAAUGCACAUGGAAAAACGCCUUCAACUCUCUGUUUCCUAGAACAGUGCUAAACAUGACUGUUGACGAUGUCUGCAAAGAGAUGUCUAGGAUAAAGCUCCCUGAAAAGUACACCGAGACUGUGAAGGAACAUAAUCUGAAUGGGCGAACACUGCUCCUUAGUGACCCAUCUGACCUAAGAGGGGUCAUGCAUAUGACCCUUGGUGAAUGGACGACUUUUAGGAUUCACUUCCUCGGGGUCAGGUCAGGUGGCCGAAUGGGUCAAAGUAAAUCAGUGAUCUCAAAGCCUAAAGUGGUCAUUUGAUCUGCUCUGGGUA
This is a messenger RNA of Electrophorus electricus (electric eel), 2374 nucleotides long. It is a transcript of the gene nkpd1, whose product is annotated as NTPase, KAP family P-loop domain containing 1. The record is from RefSeq and is a predicted model, not a curated record. NCBI's taxonomy places the organism in Eukaryota, Metazoa, Chordata, Actinopteri, Gymnotiformes, Gymnotidae.